GACAGAGUAAAAUUAAACGGUGGAUCUUCCUCAUCAAAUGUGCUAUUAUCCGGAAGGGUGAAAUUCACUCAUUUUCCUACCCCUAAAAUCCUCCAUUUCUGGGAUUUGAAGCUGAAAAAAAAUGUCGGAUUAUCUUCCAAAGGAUGUUCUUGUAGAUAUUCUAUCAAAAUUACCAUUGAAAACCCUCGUUCAAUGCACCACCGUAUGCAAAUCAUGGUAUUCCAUAAUCAUAAACCCUAAUUUCAUCUCUCUCCAUCACAACACCCACAUCACCACCUCCGGUCGCCGUCCUUUACUCUUCGUCCGCCACUACAACAUGUUCGACAAGGUCGAACGUUACGCUUUGCACUUCGACGAUGAAGAGUUAGAAGAUUCAUCAGAUGCCGAUUCAUUCGAGGAGUAUCUUGAGCUGAAAUGCCCCGAAAGAAGUCGUAGUGAGUAUUUAAGAAUCGUUGGUUGCUGUAAUGGCCUUAUUUGCCUAUCUGAUGAUUAUGAUAAGUUUACGGAUACUGUGGUUUUAUGGAAUCCUAUAAUUCGUAAACAUGUGGGUUUGCCGAACCCUAAUUUGGGGUAUAAUGGACGUGGGUCUUGUAUUUAUGGGUUUGGGUUUGAUGGUGUGAAGCAUGAUUAUAAAGUUGUUAGGGUUGUUUAUAAUAGUACUGCUACUGAGGAUUAUAAAUUGCAGAUUCCACCGACCAUUGAGUUUCUUGAUAAAUUGAGGGCUGUUAAAUUCUUGGUUCCACCUGGGGUUGAGGUUUACUCUUUGAGUAGUGGGGUUUGGAGGACUAUUUCUGAUGCCUUUCCUUCGUAUAUUUUGCAUCAAAAUCAUUCUGUUUCGACUUAUCUUAAUGGGGCUGUUCAUUGGAUUGCAUCUCAUUCAAGUGAUGAUGAUGAUGAUGGUAAUGGGAAUAGCAACAAUGAUAGUAAUAGUAGUAGUAGUAGCAGCAGCAGCUGUAAUAAUAAAGAUUGUAGUUUUAUUGUAGCAUUCGAUGUGGGGACUGAAAAAUUUGGUGAAAUAAGCCUGCCAGAUAGUGUUGCUGAGAGAAAUGUAAUGAAAUUGGAUGUGAUGAUUACGGGCACGUCGCUUGCCCUAAUUGAGUAUGAAAAGUUUUGGCAGAGUGAUUACUGCUGGAUAUGGGUGAUGAAAGAGUAUGGUGCGGUGAAGUCUUGGAGUAGACUGCAUAAUAUUGAUUUGAGAGGUGGAUUCAGGAAUAUUGUGGGAUUUAGGACUCACGGUGAAUUAUUGAUUUCUGCUAGAAUGGUAGGAAUGGUUUCAUACAACCCCAAGAGGAGAAACAUAAGCUAUCUUGGAAUCCAUGGCACCAACCGCUCAUUCCAUGGUGAGCCUUUUUUCGAGAGCCUGGCUUUAGUUGGGAAAAAAGAUAGAUUUGCACAGCAGGCAAAUUCGAGAUUUGCACAGCAGGAAAAUUCGACUACUGAUGUUGUUCAAGAAGUUGGAUCUGUACUGGAUAAUGGUGAAGAUGGAUCUGUACUGGAUAAUGGUGGAGAUGGAACUGUACUGGAUAAUGGUGGAGAUGGAACUGUACUGGAUAAUGGUGGAGAUGGAACUGUACUGGAUAAUGGUGGAGAUGGAACUGAGGAACAUACAUGAUAGUUAGUCCAGCAUACUGUUGUGUCCAAUCCCUCAUUGGGCAUAAGGGUAAACAGCGCUGAAGAGAUUGUUUCAAAGUUAGGGGAGAUGUCGAGGGAAGCAGUUUCGCUUGUAUUACAAGUCGUUCAGAAAUCGGAAUCGUCCGGUGCAAAGGACUAAUAUCUCAGUUGACAUUUUCUAUAACCCUCUGGAGUCUGGACCCAUAAGAUGCAAAGAAAUUCAAGACAAGUAGGCCUACUGCCUAAUCAGUAUCUUGACAAGCCAAUUAUAUCCUUCUCCACUUGGGUCUUCGUUCAUGUGGUAUUAUGUUGUCAUGUCUAUACUUAUUCUCCUUGGUAAUGGUCUUAUCCUAUCUCUUGACAUUGACAAAAUCUCUCUCUCUUCUCUCUCUCGGUCUCUCUUGUUGGCCGCUCAAGGAGUGUGGUUGAGAAAGUCUGUAAUCCUCAAGGGAGAAGUUGUUGAGAGGGGUGGGGUAUGUAUACUUGCCAAAUUAAAAAAAAUGGUGAGUGGGAUAUGAAUGGUUGGAUGCUCAAGGGAUAGGAUGUUGGGAUGUUUGAUUGAUUACUGGUGCAGACAGUAAGGGCGAGGUAGGGAAACAAGGAUUUCACUCUGGAGUUCCUUAGUUUUGGGUUUUGUCCAAUAAAUAUGGUGGUUGAUUUACUGAAGCUCCUCCAGCAUUUUUUUCCCUUGUUAUUUGUGACAAAAUUUGCAUCUGAGUAACAGAUGUUUAGUGGGAAUUUAACUUCUUGCUCUUUGCUGAUAAUGACUGCCUUUUAAGGUGUUCUUGUUAAUUUGGUUAGAAUUAGAUUUCAUUGACUAGUUAUCAGGCUCUUUUGAUAGAAUAAUGAACUUCAGCUUCGGUUAUACAAAAUGUCUGAUACUUACAUGUGAUGAAAAGGGUAUGCUGCUAAUCUGUCGGUGUCUGAAUGAUACGGGUGUGUCAAAGAGAAUUGAGUAAACUAUUUGCAAGACAUUGCCGUAAAUAUUUCAUGCAGUGAAUAAAAGAAACUUUAUUCUUUAGAUAUCUUUUGCUUGGGGUUGAAUAGUCAUACCAGUUUUGGAGGUUCUUGGUUCUCCUUGGUCUGUGUCCCCAGCCCCAACCUGCCAUCAUCUCCUCUUUUGUGAAUGCUUUGACGGCUACCAUUCAAGAUGUAGAUAUUUUGUCUGAUUUAGGCAACUUGUUUCAGGAAUGCUAGAUUGUAGCGAUGCUACAGUCGAAGGAAGAUUUUAUCGGGAGAUGUUUCACUGGUUCACACCUUGGAUUGUUAAGCAUCCUUGUCAUGUGAUGCUGGCUAUGACUAGUAACUGUAUUUGCAUACUUGGCUCUGUAUAUAUCUCACUGAGUGUGGUGGUGGUGUUGCUCUGUACAUAUCUAGGAAAUUUAAGGGUUUCUAAUACUCUUUUUUUUUUUUAGUGAUGAGUCAUGACAGUGUUUUGCUUUCUUACGAAAUGAAAGAAGAUAGAUUACUUGUGCAA
Solanum dulcamara is the source of this 3088-nucleotide messenger RNA. RefSeq names its product F-box/kelch-repeat protein At3g23880-like. Bases 122 to 1612 code for a protein of 496 amino acids. The record is from RefSeq and is a predicted model, not a curated record. Gene Ontology annotation, molecular function: protein binding. NCBI's taxonomy places the organism in Eukaryota, Viridiplantae, Streptophyta, Magnoliopsida, Solanales, Solanaceae. The transcript is spliced from 2 exons.